AUGACCAACACUGCUGCUCCUGCCGUUAACCCAAAGGCUUUCCCUCUUGCAAAUGCUCAGCUUGCCAACAAGAUCAUUGAUCUUGUACAACAGGCAAGUCACUACAAACAGCUCAAAAAGGGUGCCAACGAAGCUACCAAAACUCUUAAUCGUGGUAUUUCCGAGUUUAUUGUAAUGGCUGCUGAUACGGAGCCUCUUGAGAUUCUUCUUCAUCUCCCCCUUCUUUGUGAAGACAAGAACGUGCCCUAUGUAUUUGUUCCUUCAAAGACUGCUCUGGGUCGUGCAUGUGGUGUUUCUCGUCCUGUUGUUGCUGCUUCAGUCACCACCAAUGAUGGUUCCGAACUUCUGGUUCAGAUUCAGGCCAUCAAGAAUGAAAUUGAAAAACUCUUGAUUUAA
Molecule: messenger RNA, 396 nt
Organism: Batrachochytrium dendrobatidis JAM81
Lineage: Eukaryota; Fungi; Chytridiomycota; Chytridiomycetes; Rhizophydiales
Product: RNA binding protein SNU13
Exons: 3
Coding region: 1-396 (131 amino acids)
Biological process (GO): mRNA splicing, via spliceosome; ribosome biogenesis; maturation of SSU-rRNA
Cellular component (GO): nucleolus; cytosolic large ribosomal subunit; U4/U6 x U5 tri-snRNP complex
Molecular function (GO): RNA binding
Source: RefSeq, a predicted model, not a curated record